Boeremia exigua is the source of this 1224-nucleotide messenger RNA. RefSeq names its product malonyl-CoA-acyl carrier protein transacylase. The transcript has 2 exons. Gene Ontology annotation, cellular component: fatty acid synthase complex; mitochondrion. Gene Ontology annotation, molecular function: [acyl-carrier-protein] S-malonyltransferase activity; fatty acid synthase activity. Bases 1 to 1224 code for a protein of 407 amino acids. The record is from RefSeq and is a predicted model, not a curated record. Lineage: Eukaryota; Fungi; Ascomycota; Dothideomycetes; Pleosporales; Didymellaceae. Gene Ontology annotation, biological process: fatty acid biosynthetic process.
AUGUCGAGCGCCUGCAUGUCCGUUUCUCGAAUUGUUCCGCGUACUGCAGCGCCAUGUGGACGCCGUGGUGGCAGCCGGCCGGCCGCGCGGAGGUGGAUGAGCAGCAGCAGGCAGUCCGCAGCGAAGCGACCGAAGACUGCCAUAUUCUUCCCCGGCCAGGGCGUGCAGCGCGUCGGCAUGAUUACGCCAUGGCUCGAGGCCUUCCCGCGCACCGCGAAGCCCAUCCUCGACGAGAUUGACGCCACGCUCAACCUGCCGCACACGCCGCUCACCCGUAUCAUCGAGUCUGGCACCAAUGCCGAGCUCACGAGCACCGAGAACGCGCAGCCCGCCAUCAUGGCCACGAGCAUCCUCAUCCUGCGCAUCCUGGAGCAGGAGUUUGGCUUCAACACGACUGAGCGCGUCGACAUCACCCUCGGCCACUCGCUGGGCGAGUUCGCCGCCCUGGUGGCCGGCGGCUAUCUCACCUUCCAGGACGCACUGAAGAUGGUGCGGCGCCGCGCAGAAGUCGCCAGCAACUGCAGCAAGGAGGCCGUCGAGAAGGAAGGCGGCGAGUUCGGCAUGGUCGCCCUGGUCUGCGAGUCCGAGGAACACAUGACGGCCCUCGUCGCGGCGAUCCACGAGUUCCUGCGCCUGGGCGGCUCGCGCUCAGACUCCAACGACGACCUGCCCGCCGUGCAGCAGGUCCUCAUCGCCAACAUCAACUCCAAGAACCAGAUCGUGCUCAGCGGGAGCAUCGCGCGCAUCAACACGCUGCUGACCAACCUGCGCCAGUUCGGCGGCCACGAUCCGCGCCACGUGCGCCUCAAGUCCGACACGCCCUUCCACGGCCCGCUGAUGAAGCCCACGUACGAGACGGUGAAGCGCAUGCUGUACAAGCAGAAGCCAGACGGCAGCGACAUUGUCACAUGGCCGGGCCUCAUGCCGUGCGUGUCAAAUGUCACGGGCAAGCCGUACGAAAGCAAAGAUCAGUUGAAGGACCUGCUCGCACGCAGCUGCAUCGAGACGGUGCAGUGGUGGAAGAGCGUCAAGUACCUGCACGAAGAAGAGAAGGUGCGCCGCUACGUCGGCAUCGGGCCGGGCAAAGUGGGCAGGAACCUGGUGGGCAAGGAAGUCGGCAUGAAGGGCGCCGUCAAGGGCGGCGGAGUCUGGGCCAUCACGAGUCCCAAGGACAUGGAGGAGGUUGUGCGCGCGCUCGACGACACAGAGACGAGCGAAGACUGA